CUCAAACAAAUUAAUUUUUUAUUUUCCGAUCAUCAGAAAAUGCCGAGAAAAGGAAUGAGGAGUGUGUGUUUCUCACCGAAAAUUUCUUCUUCUUUCUUCUCUCCCCCUUCUCCUUUACGAAUCGGUUUUUCUCCAUCUCACCCAAGCAUCUCCGACUCGGUGAUGGACCGGACUCUCGAAAUAGCCGAACCGGUCAUCGUGAAGUGGGAUCCGGAAACCACCACCUUCGCUCGAGUUACCUCUCUCUUCUACGAGAACCGCCGCGAGGCCAGGGAAUUCAUCAAAACCGUCAACAAUUUGCAGAAGGCGAUGCACUUCAUCGUCAAGGAGGAUUCCGGAUCUGAAAAGUUGGUUCGAGCGCAGAAUCUGAUGCAGAUUGCAAUGAAGAGGCUUCAGAAGGAGUUCUACCAGAUUCUGUCCAUGAACCGGGCUCACCUAGACCCCGAGUCGGUCUCGACUCGGUCGUCGCGCACAUCGACCGGUUCCAGCACUUCCUACAAUGAAGACGAAGACGACGAUGACGUCAUCAGAGCUGCUGAUGACUCGAUUACCGAAGUUGAAGAUGCUUCGCUUUCGGCCAUGGCGGAUCUGAAAUUGAUCGCUGAGUGCAUGAUUUCGUCCGGCUACGCUAAGGAGUGCUUGAAGAUUUACAAAAUUAUUCGGAAAUCGAUUGUUGAUGAAGGAAUUUACAAGCUUGGGGUUGAGAAAUUGACGUCUUCUCAGAUUCAUAAAAUGGAUUGGGAAUCUGUGGAGCUGAGAAUUAAGAACUGGCUUAACGCCGUUAGAACUGCCGUGAAGACUCUCUUUAACGGCGAGAGGAUUCUGUCAGAUCACGUUUUCGCCAGCUCAGAUUCAAUCAGGGAAUCGUGCUUUGCGGAGAUCACUAAAGACGGAGCCACGCUUCUGUUCGCGUUUCCGGAAAACGUGGCGAAACACAGCAAAAAAUGGCCGGAAAAAGUUUUCAGAGUUCUAGACAUGUACGCCGGAAUCUCCAAUUACUGGCCGGAGAUCGACUCGAUUUUCUCAUUCGAAUCAACGAUCCCCAUCAAGUCGCAAGCGCUGACGUCACUGGUCAAGCUCGGAGAGUUCGUCCGCGCCGCGCUGCACGACUUCGAGUCGGCUAUUCAGAAGGAUUCCACAAAAUCGCCGGUCGCCGGCGCCGGAAACCACAACCUGACAAUCGACGCGAUGGAAUACCUCACAAAUCUCGCCGAUUACAGCAGUAUUCUGUCGGACAUCCUGGCAGACUCUCCGCCGGAGACGAAGAAAUUAAUGCCGGAAUCGUACUUCGGAUUCUCCGAUACCGAGGAAUCUCCGGCGCCGGCGAUAUCUCUGAAAAUGGCGUGGCUGAUCCUAGUCCUCCUCUGCAAACUCGACACAAAGGCAAAGUACUACAAAGACGUUUCCCUAGCGUACUUAUUCCUCGCCAACAACCUCCAAUACGUCGUCGUAAAGGUGCAAACCUCGAACCUGAGAUACAUCCUCGGCGACGAGUGGCUGACGAAUCACAAAUCCAAGAUCAAACAGUUCGCCGCAAACUACGAGCGGUUAGGGUGGGGCCACGUCAUCGACUCUCUCUCCUCUGUCAAUCCAACGGCCGAGGACACUCCUCCCGAAAAAGUCAAAGAAACUUUCAAAAAAUUCAACGCGUCGUUCGAGCAGGCGUACAAGAAGCAGGGUGUGUGCGUCGUACCGGAUAACAAGCUCCGUGACUAUAUAAAGGUUUCUAUUGCGAGAAAGAUAAUUAGACUGUACCGCGAGUUCUACAACGCCCACAGGCAGAAAAUGGUGGGAGAGAGAAAUUCUGCAGUAGUUGUCAGAUAUGCCCCUGAAGAUGUGGGCCACCACUUAUCGGAUCUGUUUUUUGGCAAUAUUGAGUCAGGGAGUUCUUCGUCAUUUUCGUCUCCUUCUCCUUCCCAUUCUCAACCACGACGAUCAGCUGAUUGAGAAUUUAAAAAAAAAUUAAAAAAAAAAUAUUAUAGUAUAUAAAUAUAUAAUUAAUGCAUAUUAUUACAAGUCCAGAGAAUAUAAUAUCAUCAUAGGAAAGUGUAUUUCCAUACCUUCUCGGUGAUUAAUUCUUGUAUAUGAGUAUACAAUUUGAGUGGAUAAAAUGAAUUUAUUUGGAAGAAUUUUAUAAUAAAUUAUACUAUUUGUGAUCAAA
Messenger RNA from Erythranthe guttata (spotted monkey flower), 2161 nucleotides. RefSeq names its product exocyst complex component EXO70H1. Gene Ontology annotation, biological process: exocytosis. Gene Ontology annotation, molecular function: phosphatidylinositol-4,5-bisphosphate binding. The record is from RefSeq and is a predicted model, not a curated record. Gene Ontology annotation, cellular component: exocyst. NCBI's taxonomy places the organism in Eukaryota, Viridiplantae, Streptophyta, Magnoliopsida, Lamiales, Phrymaceae.